Molecule: messenger RNA, 1320 nt
Organism: Monascus purpureus
Lineage: Eukaryota; Fungi; Ascomycota; Eurotiomycetes; Eurotiales; Aspergillaceae
Source: the annotation of a GenBank genome assembly
AUGACCAUCCGCUACGUCGCACCCAACAUGCCGAUCUUCAAGGUGCACACGUCUCUCCUUUUCGAUCCCCAUCGAAAGACAUUCAUCGACAACGUAUCGCUGACCAUCGACCGGGAAUCCGGGCUGAUUGUCGAUGUGAUCGAGCGACCAGGACCCGACGUGGAGCAACAACACGAGGAACCCGGAAGCGUCGACCUGCGCGGACUGGUCUGCUGUCCGGGCCUGGUGGACGCGCACACCCACAUCUUUCUCCAUCCAUACUCGGAGACACCGUCUCUGAAUCAGAUGCGCGACGAGAGCCUGGUGGAGCGAGUCAUCCGAUCCACGAACCACUGUCGCGCUGCUCUCCUGGCAGGCUACACGACCUACAGGGACCUGGGGACCGAGGGCCUCCGCGAUGCCGAUGUGAACGUACGCGACGUCAUCAACCGUGGUCUCGUACCGGGUCCGCGUCUGUUCGUCGCUACAGAGGCCCUUGCUUCAUCGGGAGGCUACGAGAUCCGACAGGAGAACCAGCUGGGAGGCACGGUGACGCCACGGAUCGCUGAUGUCGCGGAUGGCAUCUACGGUGUUCGUGCGGCCGUUAGGAGGCGAAUCGGUGCCGGUUGUGACAUCGUCAAGUUCUACGCGGACUAUAGGAAGAGACAGUUGCGUUAUCCGCCCGCCAUGUGGCCCGGGGCCCCUGCCAUCCAGUUCCCUCCCCCCGCGCGGGAGAGGAAUCCCAAUCUAACUCUGUUCUCCCAGGAGGAGAUGGAUGCCAUUGUCGCCGAGGCCACGGAUGCUGGGGCUCCGGUUGCUGCCCAUGCCACUAGCUCGCGCGCCGUGACGAUGGCGGCCAGCGCUGGAGUCACUACGAUCGAGCAUGGCAACUACGCGGGCGAAGAAGGAUUACGCGCGAUGAAGGCCGCUGGAACCAUAUUCGUUCCUACAUUGGCUGCCAUGGAAAAGUUGGCGCCGGCUGAAUUGGAUGCGUUUCUCCUGAACACUAAACGAGCCUGGGACAUGGGGGUCAAGUUGGCCUGUGGGGGAGAUACCGGCGCCUUCGCGCACGGAGACAAUGUCAGAGAACUGGAACUCAUGCUGAACGCAGGGAUCCCGGUGGAAGAAGUGCUCGUGGCCGCAACGCUGCAUGGUUGGGAGGCCUGCGGAGGCGACCUCUGCGGACGACGCUUUGGCUGGAUAGGAAAGGGCGUCGCUGCAGACAUCGUUGGACUCGACGCGGAUCCAAGGACAGCCUCGAAUGCCCUGCGCAAGAUCAGCUUUGUCAUGAAGGACGGACGAGUGUGGAAGCGCGACGGGGUGGCCGUUGGGAUGACAUGA